AUGGCUACCCUUACAAAAUUGACAGCCUUAGCUAUUCUUGUGAAUAGUUGCUAUGCAGGCAUUUUACAUGGGCAUAGUCAUCAUGAAGAACAUAGCCAUGGUUAUCCAGCGGCACAACCUUCUAGCAUAUUUUCAGCAUCUUCUUCAAACGCCUUAGCAUCAUCAAGCUUCUCUCCCAGUUCAUUCCCAGUUGGAUCUCUACCAUCUGCUACUUAUUCUGGUGACACUUUCAUAGGAAGUGGUCCUUCAAAUGGAUUUGGACAUGAAGAAAGUAGUCACUCGAGUGGAUUCGGACAUAUAGAAAGUGGUCACUCAAGUGGAUUAGAUGCUGGCCAUAUAGGUACUGGUUACUCCAAUUUAUAUAACGCUGGUCUUGUCGGAAAUGGUUAUGCCAAUGGAUAUAAUGCCGGCCUUAUCGGAAGUGGUCACUCAAGUGGAUUCAGUACAAGUCUUGGUGGAAGUGGUCACAUAAGUGGAUUCGGUGGUGCUAAUACUGGUUUCGGUACAGCGGGAUUGACUGAUGUUUCUGUUGGUAGCAAUGGAUUUGGAUCAGGAUUGGGUGGUGCUACUUUUGCUGCACCAGUUGGGGCUGGAGCUGCUCUUCCAGGAUCAGAAAUUAUUGGAAAUGAUGCACCCCCUGCAGGACCAAAAGCUCCAGUUAUCACUGAGAUUCAUGGCCUAGCUAACAAUAAUGGUGCUCCUACAAGAUAUCGUGUUCGCGAUGAACCUUACCAAGUAUUUCGUGAAGUAACACACAGAGUUCCCCAACCCGUUCCCGUACCAGUUCCUCAACCUGUUCAAAUUCCUGUACCACAGCCCUACCCCGUCCAGGUCCCUGUUGUAAGAAACAUCCCCGUUCCAGUUGUUAAGAUCCAGCACGUAAAAGUUGACAAGCCCGUACCUUACCCGGUAGAAAAAAUUGUAAAAGUUCCCGUCGAGAAAGUUGUUCAUGUGUCGGUUGACCACCCAGUGCCAGUUGAGAAAAUUGUCGAAGUACCCGUUGUAAAACUGGUCAAAGUUCCAGUUCAUGUCGUGAAGAAUUACCCAGUACCCGUUUUCAAGACUGUUCAUCACAAAGCCCAUGCUAGCUACGGCCAAGGUUAUGGACAUGGCCACAGUUACGGCUACGGUCAUGGCCACGGACAAGGAUUGUCUCUCUGGUAA
Nymphalis io (European peacock) is the source of this 1164-nucleotide messenger RNA. RefSeq names its product chorion protein S38-like. The transcript has 2 exons. The record is from RefSeq and is a predicted model, not a curated record. The coding region runs from base 1 to 1164 and encodes 387 amino acids. NCBI's taxonomy places the organism in Eukaryota, Metazoa, Arthropoda, Insecta, Lepidoptera, Nymphalidae.